UAUCUUGGGCAAUAGAAUGGUUUACAUAUGGUAUAGUGACUUUUAGAUAUCAGGUUUACCAUACCACAUAAACAUGUUGGAACUCUCAAACUAGUAAUAAGCAUGGCGGCCGGUCCUAUAGCCGAACGUAAUCAAGAUGCUACAAUAUACGUUGGUGGUUUGGAUGACAAAGUUACAGAGUCCCUUAUGUGGGAACUGUUUGUCCAAUCAGGACCAGUGGUCAAUGUCCACAUGCCUAAAGACAGGGUGACUCAGAUGCAUCAAGGUUAUGGAUUUGUAGAGUUUAUGGGAGAAGAGGAUGCAGACUAUGCGAUCAAGAUAAUGAAUAUGAUCAAAUUAUAUGGGAAACCUAUAAGAGUAAACAAAGCAAGUGCUCAUCAGAAGAACCUAGAUGUUGGAGCUAAUAUUUUUAUUGGAAAUCUUGAUCCUGAAGUUGAUGAGAAGCUACUGUAUGAUACCUUCAGUGCAUUUGGAGUUAUACUACAGACACCAAAGAUAAUGAGAGAUCCAGAAACAGGAAAUUCAAAAGGAUUUGCGUUCAUAAACUUCGCCUCGUUCGACGCAUCCGAUGCCAGUAUAGAAGCCAUGAAUGGCCAAUACUUGUGUAACAGACCGAUUUCCGUAUCCUAUGCCUUCAAACGCGACGCCAAAGGAGAAAGACACGGCAGUGCAGCAGAACGAUUAUUAGCUGCUCAGAAUCCGCUAAGUCAAGCGGACAGACCUCAUCAACUGUUCGCAGACGCUCCUCCAUUAGCGCCACCACCUAUUCCUAAUUCGAGUGCAGCGACUCAUCAAACAACUCAUCAUCCUCAGCAUCAUGUGAUGCAUCACGGUAUGGUGGUACCACCUCCGCCACCCCCGUCAACCCCAGGACCACCGAUGGGUCACCCACCACCACCUCCCGUCCCACCUCCGCCAUCCAGUGGUUUUCCUCCGGCAAGUAUCCCUCCGCCUCCGUUGCCUCCAAUGUCAAUGGCAACGCAUCCUCCUUUACCACCUGGUAUGCCACCUCCGUUACCACCGAUGCCUGUCCCUACGUCACAAGCACAACAAACGACGCCAAGAAUGAUGGCGCCACCACCACCUCAUUGGGGCGUCAGCGGACCACCUCAAGGACAGUUCCCUCCACCUCCGCCUCCUUCUUCUACCGGAGCACCUCCGCCCCCGCAAUUUGGGCAAUUUCAACCUCCACCACCGAGACCACCACCUACUUGGAGGCAUCCACCACCUCCUCCGGUGUCUCAAGGUGGCCCGCCACCGCCUCCACCUCCGCAAUUCCGACCACCUUUCCCACCGAGAGGUCCACCUCCACCCCCACCGCCGCAUGAUUCGAAUCAAUAUUAAUUUUACCUCUUUAUUUAUCAUUCCGACCAGUUCGACCACUCGAAACUGUACGAUACUUUCAUUCUGUCUGCUGUAUCGUUUCACCUAGCUAAAAUAUCUACUGUACAAAUUUGUAUUUUAUCGAAAAGUUUAAUAAUAAAUUUCUUAAUCUA
Molecule: messenger RNA, 1496 nt
Organism: Megachile rotundata (alfalfa leafcutting bee)
Lineage: Eukaryota; Metazoa; Arthropoda; Insecta; Hymenoptera; Megachilidae
Gene: Spx
Product: Spliceosomal protein on the X
Biological process (GO): positive regulation of mRNA splicing, via spliceosome
Cellular component (GO): precatalytic spliceosome; nucleolus; U2 snRNP
Molecular function (GO): RNA binding
Source: RefSeq, a predicted model, not a curated record